CAGCUCUGAGCAAAAGAGAGGAAGGGUGGAAAGUUUCGGCUGUCCUGUUGGGUUUCAGUAAACUGAGAGGACAGGGUUCGGGGAUCUGCAGUGUCACUGCUGACUGAGUUCCAAGGCGGCUGCUUCCUCUCCGGUCUGUUUAUGGAUGUAAUCAUGAAGCCGAUAGCUGAUCAGCUUCCCUGGAUUUCGCUGACCACACCACUUUGUUUUGCCUGAAGAUGGAAACACUGGAGUCGGAGCUGACCUGCCCAAUCUGUCUGGAGCUCUUCGAGGACCCACUGCUUUUGCCCUGCGCUCACAGCCUUUGUUUCAACUGCGCUCAUCGUAUCCUCGUCUCCCACUGCACCCCCAGCGAGCCAGUUCAGUCCAUCAGCGCCUUUCAGUGCCCGACCUGCCGCUAUGUCAUCACCCUCAACCAGAGGGGCCUAGAGGGACUCAAACGCAACGUUACUCUGCAGAACAUUAUCGACCGCUACCAGAAAGCAUCUCUAAGUGGACCUAACUCUCCUAACGAGACUCGCCGCGAGCGAGCCAGCCCUGAAAGCAAAGCCAUGUCGUCUCCCGGUGAGCGGGUACAGUGUCAGUUCUGCGAGCAGGACCCUCCGCAGGACGCCGUGAAGACCUGCAUUACGUGUGAGGUGUCCUACUGCGACGAGUGCCUCAAGGCCACACAUCCCAACAAGAAGCCUUUCACGGGCCAUCGUUUAAUUGAGCCCAUGCUGGACUCCAAUCUGAGAGGACUCAUGUGUCUGGAGCACGAGGACGAAAAGGUUAACAUGUACUGCGUGACAGACGAACAAUUGAUCUGCGCACUGUGUAAGCUGGUUGGACGUCACCGCGACCAUCAAGUAGCAGCUCUCGGGGACCGAUACGAUAAACUCAAGCAGACUUUGGAUUGCAACCUAAGCAGUCUAAUCAAGAGGACCAGUGAGUUGGAAACUCUGAUGGGCAAACUUAUUCAAACCUGCCAACAUGUGGAGGUCAAUGCAUCCAGACAAGAAAAUAAGCUGCUUGAAGAAUGUGACCUGCUGAUUAAUAUCAUACAGCAGCGACGACAAAUCAUAGCCACCAAGAUAAAGGAAGGGAAGUCUGUGAGACUGAGAAAAUUGGCCCAGCAGAUAGCAGGCUGCAAGCAGUGCAUCGAGCGGUCCUCCUCCCUCAUCACACAAGCUGAGCAAACCCUGAAAGAGACGGAUCACGCUCGCUUCUUGCAGACAGCUAAAAGUAUCUGUGAAAGAGUGUGUAUGGCCACGGCGUCCUCUCAGAUCCUGUUACCAGAAAUUAACUUGAAUGACACCUUUGACACUUUUGCAUUGGACUUCACACGGGAGAAGAAAAUGCUGGAAAGCUUGGAUUACCUCACAGCUCCAAAUCCACCAGUAAUCCGCGAGGAAUUAAGUACGGCUUCAUAUGACACCAUCACAGUUCACUGGACAUCGGAUGAUGAGUUCUCUGUUGUAUCAUAUGAACUUCAGUACGCCAUCUUCACCAGCCACUCCAAUGUUGUCAGUUUGUGUAACUCUGCUGAUAGCUGGAUGAUUGUACCAAAUAUCAAGCAAAAUCACUACACUGUGCACGGGCUGCAGUGUGGAACCAUGUACAUUUUCAUAGUGAAGGCCAUAAACCAGGCUGGAAACCGCAGCAGUGAACCAGGGAAACUCAAGACCAACAGUCAGCCAUUCAAGUUGGACCCAAAGUCUGCUCACCGGAAGCUGAGGGUGUCCCACGACAACCUGACAGUCGAGCGGGACGAGACAUCGUCAAAGAAGAGCCACAGUCAAGACCGCUUCACCAGCAACAGCAGCUACGGCGUCACAGGAAAUGUCUACAUUGACAGUGGCCGCCAUUACUGGGAGGCUCUGAUAGGAGGAAGCACAUGGUUUGCAGUGGGUAUUGCGUACAAGUCAGCACCAAAACACGAGUGGGUAGGGAAAAACUCAGCUUCCUGGGUGUUGUCUCGCUGCAAUAACUCCUGGGUGGUUCGUCACAACAGUAAAGAGAUCCCCAUCGAGCCACUGCCGCAGCUCCGGCGCCUUGGGGUUUUGUUGGACUAUGACUCUGGGUGUUUGUCUUUCUAUGAUGCUAUCAGCUCUCAGCACUUAUAUAGUUUUGACAUCUCCUUCGUCCAACCAGUCUGUCCGGUGUUCAACGUGUGGAACAGGUGCUUAACAGUCCUCACUGGACUGCCCAUCCCAGAUCACCUGGAGGGGACAGACUGCCAGAACUGACUGCACUUGUCCUCUUGGAUUGUAUGCCUUCCAAUGCAGACCAGAACUGUGAUGAUCCUUAUGUACAAAAGAUGCAAUUAACACUCCAGGUGUACAUUUUUAAUCACGUUUUUGUAACUGUGUUCUUGUUUUUUAUUAUCUACUUGCAUUUUGAGAUUGUUUGCUUUGCACUUAUUAUUCUGCUGCAUGGUUUUCAGGGUUUUUCUUACAAAAAAUAAGCAAAAACAAAGCAGUUAUUUUCAAAUAUCUCCAUUUUUUUAUUCAUAUUACACACAUUUUAAAGGGGUCAUAUUGUUAUUGGUCAUACUUUUUUUCAAGAAGCUGAAAUAGGUUGGCAUCUGUUUUAAAACCAGUUAUUAAAGUUUUUAGCCAAAAAUACUCAAUUUCUGUGACAUAUGUCACAGAAGUCUAAAACAAGCUAUAUCAAGGGUACGUUUAAUUUAUGUCAGCGAUUUCAUGAAAAAGUAGGACUUUGAAGAUGUUUAAAUUGAAGCACCAACUUUGAUUAAAGGUAGAACAUUAUAAAAAAAAAAAGUUAUUUUGCACAAUAUGACCCCUUUAAUGCAUGCAUGUUAAGAGUGACAAUACAUUUUUGAGUUCAAAUCUGCCAAAACUUGGUGGCUGUAUUAACCAUAAUGUUUUUUUUAAGUUGUAAAAUAUUUAUAGUAAAUUUUUAAAUCUUUAAAAAAAAUUGUUUAUAUGUCACAGUACUUUGAGAAAACAAAGCUUGACAUGAAAACAUAACAUUUUUUUGCUGUACCACAAUGCAAAUGUGUCCCUGCCGUCAUUUUAAAUAAGGAAUUAAACAUCCAAUCAGACUGCAGCAGUUAAUGAAUUAACACUGUGAAGUGUUUCUCCAUAAGAUGACAACUGGUUCAGUGCAAGGUAAUAAAAGUGAACUAAUUUGAUUCACUAAUUUGAUUCUCAGUGUGGUUAUUUUUACCCCCAGUUGUGUUGUGAAAGCUUGAACAGGUUCAGACGACCACAGUGACGACAGAACAAUAGAACGUAGAACACCGACAGACGUGUCAGUUUUUCACACUCUUUCAGCCGCUCACAGAGGCAGUCGACAACUUUUGACAAGAUUCUCUCCGACAUGUUUUUGUACUCGAGUAAUGUAGCUUGAACAUUGCACUCUUUUCAACUGAAGUAGACAAGAACCCAAAGAGGAAGAAA
This is a messenger RNA of Thalassophryne amazonica, 3404 nucleotides long. RefSeq names its product midline 1 (gene mid1). NCBI's taxonomy places the organism in Eukaryota, Metazoa, Chordata, Actinopteri, Batrachoidiformes, Batrachoididae. The transcript is spliced from 10 exons. The coding region runs from base 219 to 2228 and encodes 669 amino acids. Gene Ontology annotation, molecular function: protein binding; zinc ion binding. The record is from RefSeq and is a predicted model, not a curated record.